Letharia columbiana is the source of this 465-nucleotide messenger RNA. RefSeq lists its product as uncharacterized. The transcript has a single exon. NCBI's taxonomy places the organism in Eukaryota, Fungi, Ascomycota, Lecanoromycetes, Lecanorales, Parmeliaceae. The record is from RefSeq and is a predicted model, not a curated record. Bases 1 to 465 code for a protein of 154 amino acids.
AUGCCUGUUGUUCAGUCCCAGUGCCCUGACGGCGAAGUCGCGUUGAAUACUCUGCUUGAGACUCAAUCGUCAGGUCAAGCGAAAACCAGCCCGAGCGCCGAAGAGGACUCCGUCGGCUCAGUGAUUUCCAGUGAUGACAAAAGCUUCGUGGUGUACUCCAUGUAUGCUGCUCGGGCCAGUUUUGUAGCAGGGGCGAGCAAUAGUAAAAAUGGUCGCGAGGGAUACAAAUCAGGACAUUAUAUCAUAAUCUGCGCACAGCUGUCGUAUCCUUUGUCGCGCGGAAAUGUAUCUGGAAGUUCUUGCCCAUCAUCUUCAAUCCCUCGAAACGCCUCAACCACAGAACCGUUGGCAUCCCUCCUCAAACCUCAAAGCCUCCGAAAGCCAGACUUCGCAGCGGGGAGACGGGAUCUGAAAGCCGCGGAAGAAAAUCUCGGUCGAACUGUACUCGGGCGUGGCACCCUCUAG